This is a messenger RNA of Pimephales promelas (fathead minnow), 3439 nucleotides long. RefSeq names its product NAD kinase b (gene nadkb). Lineage: Eukaryota; Metazoa; Chordata; Actinopteri; Cypriniformes; Leuciscidae. Gene Ontology annotation, biological process: NADP+ biosynthetic process; NAD+ metabolic process. Gene Ontology annotation, molecular function: NAD+ kinase activity. The record is from RefSeq and is a predicted model, not a curated record.
GCUGGGGAAGUGUUUGUUUAGCUAACGGUAGCUCCGCGGCUAACUUUACUUAGGGGAAGUUUUGGUCGAUGGAUAUGAUCAUACUGAUGUGUGUUUUCAGUGCGAUGUCUCGAGUCGCUUAACUUAUUUAAAGACAAUUGCUCCUUGUGACCGCAAAACCUUGUUAGUAGCUUGAUAGUGCGCAUGUUUAGUAGAAUGAGUAAAUCUGCCUUUGCGUAUUGUGCAGCAAACAUCAGAUGCGUUUGCUGGCUAUUCGUGGUAAAUAAAUACAUGGGAUGGGUAGUUGACACAUAACAUGUCCUUGGAAUUGUUUACAUCAACAAUAAGGUUUUAGUGUUACAGUUUAAAGUGACUAUAUUUUAAUAUAGUUCUAAGUCUUCACCCCUUUACACCUCACCUAGUUUGUGCUAAAUUGCGUUGCAAGAUGGUGAAUUAUGUAUAUUUUUAAUGUAAUCGAUUCUCUACCAUAAACUAAAAGUUAAAUGUAUGAUAAUAGAAUGGUGUUAAAAUAGGCAAAUAAUAUUUGUGAAAUAAUAGUUUUGCUUGUAUCAGUGAGGGAAGGAAUAUAAAUCUAUUUACACAUGACACCAGCUGAAUAUGUUUUAAUUCCUCUGUUCACAUAAGCAUGUCAUUAGCAUGUUUUGUAAAAGCAUGUCAAAACGUCUAUUUUGAUCAACAAGAUUAUAUAUAAGCUAAGCAAAGAAUUGAAGGCAUGGAAGACGGGCUGCCCUCCAGAAACGCAGAGGAGGGUGGUUCAUCUAAGCGUUCACAGAGGCAGCAGGAACGGCAGGGAAAACUUCCUAGGAGACGGAAAGAGGUGAAGAGGUCUCUUCGGAGGCCGGACUGUCCAGAACACCUGUCGGGGGGAAGCUUACAUCGGUUGCCUGACCAGCACGAAUCAGAAGCCUCUGCAUCAGUGGAGGACACUGCAGAGAGUUGCCCAAAAAGAUGGGAUAGAUGCAGACGUGGGCACUUUCUACAUGGACCAUAUCCUGCUACUCACUUUGGACCCAAAGCUUGCAUUCUGCCCAACCCCACCUCAGUCAUGCACAUUCAGGAUCCAGCCAGCCAGCGGCUCACCUGGAGCAAACCACCACUCAAUGUCCUGGUCAUCAGAAAGAUCCGAGAUGAGACCCUGCUGGAGCCGUUCAAAGAGCUUUGCAGGUUUCUCGUGGAGGAGAAACAUCUGAUGGUUUAUGUGGAGAAGAAAGUUGUGGACGAUGGCUCUCUCAUGAAGGAUGAGUCAUUUUCCCCCAUCCGCAAUCAGCUGUGCACAUUCAGAGAAGGGUAUGAUGACAUCUCGGAGUGCAUUGAUCUGAUUAUUUGUUUGGGUGGAGAUGGGACUCUUCUGUAUGCAUCAUCUCUUUUCCAGGGCAGUGUACCCCCGGUCAUGGCCUUCCGUCUGGGUUCCUUAGGAUUUCUCACACCAUUUAAGUUUGAGUCCUUUAAAACAGAGGUGGAUAAAGUUUUUGAAGGUAAUGCUGCCAUCAUUCUGCGAAGUCGUCUGAAAGUCAAGGUGGUGAAAGGCAUGUUCCAGAGAAACGAGCAGCUCUUCAGCACUCAGGAGAAUGGAAUAGUGCCUAAUAACCACAUAAAUAAUGAGGCAGGCAAAAUCACACUGCAGUUACAGGUGCUGAAUGAGGUGGUGGUGGACAGAGGACCCUCAUCCUACUUGUCCAAUGUUGACCUUUACCUGGAUGGACGUCUCAUUACAUCUGUACAGGGAGACGGUGUAAUAGUUUCCACUCCCACGGGCAGCACGGCCUACGCUGCUGCAGCGGGAGCUUCCAUGAUCCAUCCCAAUGUCCCUGCCAUUAUGGUGACCCCCAUCUGCCCUCACUCCCUUUCGUUCAGACCCAUAGUGGUGCCCGCUGGCGUUGAACUCAUGAUAACGCUAUCACCUGAUGCUCGCAACACAGCCUGGGUCUCAUUUGAUGGCAGAAAGAGGCAGGAAAUCCAGCACGGGGACAGCAUUAAGAUCACAACCUCUUGCUUUCCGGUUCCUUCUAUCUGUUGUCACGAUCUGGUGUACGACUGGUUUGACAGUUUGGCUCAGUGUCUUCACUGGAACGUUCGCAAGAAGCAAACACGUUUAACAGAUGCCAGCGACUCUUCUGAAACGGAGAACUGAAACCACCAUAAAAACCAAGUGUUCUCACAGUCUGUUGACAUUCCAAAUGAAUUCAGAUUUCCAUCCUGACUCACUGAAAAGGAGUGUUCUUUAUAUUUACAUUACAUUGUUCAUGUCCACAUUCCUAGAUUUAUUUCAGUAUAGCUCACAAGUGCUUAUGUUCUACCUGUAAAAUAACACAUUAACUAGUUAGAGGUCAGCCUGGAUUACUCGUAAUUUUUCGAUAUCAAAAGUUUGUUUAAACGUCAUUAUGUAGAUGGUUUCCUACAUUUUGUUUCUGUAGCUGAAGGCUUCUCAUAAUUAACAACAUGCUGAAGAGUAACUGAUUCAAUUUGCUAUUGAACAGUUUUUUAAUACCAUUUGACAUUUACAAUUGACAAAAAUGCUUUAUUUUUUUUCCUGUAGAUCCAUCCAUGUUUAAAUAGUUGUUUAGGAAAACUGGAAAUGCACAUUAUAGCUGAAAAUGUCAUUUGUCCAUGAGCAUUAAACUUUGAUUUUGAGGUGUUUUUACAGUGCGUAACUCGUUAAAACGUAGCCGUUGAUUAAAUUUACCACAGACGUCACAUGAGUUGGGCUUUCUAUGUGGUUUUCUACAACAAAAGUUCCUCUUGUGUGGUAUUAAAUUGCAUAGGAAGCCAUUAUUUGUCAGUUAUUGUUGUUUUUUUUUGCAAUACGUUGUACAUUCAUCUUCUAAGAUUAAACACGGUUUGGCAGGCUUGUACAUAAAUUUCACUUUAGAUAUUGUUCGAUUUCCAUUCAGUUUGACUAACCUUUGCAGAGUGUUCUCGUUUUUCUCGAAGGUUGGCCGUCUGUGUCGAACCCAAGUCAAUCUUGAGAAAGAGCAUUGUUGCCUCCCUGUGGUGACACAGGAUGGUGCUACAUAUAUACUGCAUUUCUUAAGCCACCAUCCUGUGUUUAAUUUUUACACUACAUAAGCUGGGAUUUAUUCAUUUUUACAAAUGCACUUUGUUUUGCAUUUCUCACUGUAUUAUUGAUCCUUUAUCAAAGUCAUAUCACAUUAUUAUUGCAUAAGAACUGGUAUAGCUGAAUGUAAGCUGUUUACAUUUCGAUGUAAAUAAGAGAUACUAUGACAUGUAUUUGUCUUGUUUGUAAUAUUUCAAUAAACUUAAUUAUCUUGGAUGUUUUAUUUUAUUAUUUUAAAUAUAGCCUUGUAUUUUAGAGACUAUUUAGUUUUAUUAAAUGUUCUUAAUGCUCAAGAUUAGAAAUGUACCAUUCGAUCCUGCAAUGUACAAUCUUGUAUUUAAUCUCAUGUAUAAAGGAAUAAAUAUAAUUGUUUUUGACUGUCAA